Molecule: messenger RNA, 9024 nt
Organism: Closterium sp. NIES-65
Lineage: Eukaryota; Viridiplantae; Streptophyta; Zygnematophyceae; Desmidiales; Closteriaceae
Source: the annotation of a GenBank genome assembly
AUGCAUGCUUGUGUCCGGACGCACCCCGCCCCAUUCUCCCGCUUUCCAUCACCCCGCCCCAUUCUCCCGCUUUCCAUCACUCCGCCCCAUUCUCCCGCAUUCCAUCACCCCGCCCCAUUCUCCCUCUUUCCAUCACCCCGCCCCAUUCUCCCUCUUUUCAUCACCCGCCCCUUUCUCCAUCUUUCCAUCACCCCACCCCAUUCUCCCUCUUUCCAUCACCCUGCCCCAUUCUCCCGCUUUCCAUCACCCCACCCCAUUCUCCCGCUUUCCAUCACCCCGCCCAAUUCCCCCUCUUUCCAUCAGCCCGCCCCAUUCUCCCGCUUUCUAUCACCCCGCCCCAUUCUCCCUAUUUUGAUCACCCCGCCCCAUUCUCCCGCUUUCCAUCACCCCGCCCCAUUCUCCCGUUUUCCAUCACCCCGCCCCAUUCUCCUGCUUUCCAUCACCCCGCCCUAUUCUCCCGCUUUCCAUCACCCCGCCUCAUUCUCCCGCUUUCGAUCACCCCGUCCCAUUCUCCCUCUUUUCAUCACCCCGCCCCAUUCUCCCACUUUCCACCACCCCGCCCCGUUCUCCCGCUUUCCAUCACCCUGGCCCAAUCUCCCUAUUUCCAUCACCCCGCUCCAUUCUCCCACUUUCCAUCACCCCGCCCCAUUCUCCCACUUUCCGUCACCCCGCCCCAUUCUCCCGCUUUCCAUCACCCCGCCACAUUCUCCCUCUUUCCAUCACCCCGCCCCAGUCUCCCUCUUUCCAUCACCCCGCCCCAUUCUCCCUAUUUCCAUCACCCUGCCCCAUGCUCCCUCUUUCCAUCACCCCGCCCCAUCCUCCCUAUUUCCAUCACCCCGCCCCAUUCUUCCGCUUUCCAUCACCCCGCCCCAUUCUCCAGCUUACCAUCACCCCGCCCCAUUCUCCCGCUUUCCAUCACCCCGCCCCAUUCUCCAGCUUUCCAUCACCCCGCCCCAUUCUCCCGCUUUCCAUCAACCCGCCCAAUUCUCCCGCUUUCCAUCACCCCGCCCCAUUCUCCCGCUUUCCAUCACCUCGCCCCAUUCUCCCGCUUUUCAUCACCCCGCCCCAUUCUCCUGCUUUCCAUCACCCCGGCCCAUUCUCACUCUUUCCAUCACCCCUCCCCAUUCUCCCUCUUUCCAUCACCCCGCCCAAUUCUCCCUCUUUCCAUCACCCCUCCCCAUUCUCCCUCUUUCCAUCACCCCGCCCCAUGCUCCCUCUUUCCAUCACCCCGCCCCAUCCUCCCUAUUUCCAUCACCCCGCCCCAUUCUCCCGCUUUCCAUCACCCCGCCCCAUUCUCCCGCUUUCGAUCACCCCGCCCCAUUCUUCCGCUUUCCAUCACCCCGCCCCAUUCACCCCGCCCCAUUCUCCCUCUUUCCAUCAACCCGCCCCAUUCUCCCGCUUUUCUUCACCCCGCCCCAUUCUCCCUCUUUCCAUCACCCCACCCCAUUCUUCCGCUUUUCAUCACCCUUCCCCAUUCUCCCACUUUCCUUCACCCCGCCCCAUUCCCCCUCUUUCCAUCAGCCCGCCCCAUUCUCCCGCUUUUCUUCACCCCGCCCCAUUCUUCCGCUUUUCAUCACCCCGCCCCAUUCUCCCGCUUUCCAUCACCCCGCCCCAUUCUCCCGCUUUCCAUCACCCCGCCCCAUUCUCCCUCUUUCCAUCACCCUGCCCCAUUCUCCCUCUUUCCAUCACCCCACCCUAUUCUCCCUCUUUCCAUCACCCCGCCACACUCUCCCGCUUUCCAUCACCCCUCCCCUUUCUCCCGCGUUCCAUCACCCCGCCCCAUUCUCCCGCUUUCCAUCACCCCGCCCCAUUCUCCCGCUUUCCAUCACCCCGCCCUAUUCUCCCGCUUUCCACCACCCUGCCCCAUUCUCCCGCUUUCCAUCACCCUGCCCCAUUCUCCCGCUUUCCAUCACCCCGCCCCAUUCUCCCGCUUUCCAUCACCCCGCCCCAUUCUCCCGCUUUCCAUCACCCCGCCCCAUUUUCAAGCUUUCCAUCACCCCGCCCCAUUCUCCUGCUUUCCAUCACCCCGCCCCAUUCUCCCGCUUUCCAUCACCUCGCCCCAUUCUCCCGCUCUUCAUCACCCCGCCCCAUUCUCCUGCUUUCCAUCACCCCGGCCCAUUCUCACUCUUUCCAUCACCCCUCCCCAUUCUCCCUCUUUCCAUCACCCCGCCCAAUUCUCCCUCUUUCCAUCACCCCUUCCCAUUCUCCCUCUUUCCAUCACCCCGCCCCAUUCUCCCUCUUUCCAUCACCCCGCCCCAUUCUCCCGCCUUUCAUCACCCCGCCCUAUUCUCCCGCUUUCCAUCACCCCGCCCAAUUCUCCCGCUUUCCAUCACCCCGCCCCAUUCUCCCGCCUUCCAUCACCCCACCCCAUUCUCCCUCUUUCAAUCACCCCGCCCCAUUAUCCUGCUUUCCAUCACCCCGCCCCAUUCUCCCUCUAUCCAUCACCCCGCCCAAUUCUCCCACUUUCCAUCACCCCGUCCCAUUCUCCCGUUUUCCAUCACCCUGCCCCAUUCUCUUGCUUUCCAUCACCCCGCCUUAUUCUCCCGCUUUCCAUCACCCCGCCCCAUUCUCCCGAUUUCCAUCACCCCGCCCCAUUCUCCCGCUUUCCAUCACCUCGCCCCAUUCUCCCGCUUUCCAUCACCCCGCCCCAUUCUCCUGCUUUCGAUGACCCCGCCCCAUUCUCCCGCUUUCCAUCACCCCGCCCCAUUCUCCCGCUUUCCAACACCCCGCCUCGUUCUCCCGCUUUCCAUCACCCCGCCCCAUUCUCACUCUUUCCAUCACCCCUCCCCAUUCUCCCUCUUUCCAUCACCCCGCCCCAUUCCCCCGCCUUCCAUCACCCCACCCCAUUCUCCAUCUUUCCAUCACCCUACCCAAUUCUCCCGCUUUCCAUCACCCCGCCCCAUUCUCCCUCCUUCCAUCACCCCGCCCCAUUAUCCCGCUUUCCAUCACCCCGCCCAUUCUCCCUCUAUCCAUCACCCCGCCCAAUUCUCCCACUUUCCACCACCCCUUCCCAUCCUCCCGUUUUCCAUCACCCUGCCCCAUUCUCCCGCUUUCCAUCACCCCGCCCCAUUGUCUCAAUUUCCAUCACCCCGCCCCAUUCUCCCGCUUUCCAUGACCCCGCCCCAUUCUCCCGCUUUCCAUCACCCCGCCCCAUUCUCCCGCUUUCCAACACCCCGCCUCAUUCUCCCACUUUCCAUCACCCCGCCCCAUUCUCACUCUUUCCAUCACCCCUCCCCAUUCUCCCUCUUUCCAUCAUCCCGCCCCAUUCUCCUGCUUUCUAUCACCCCGCCCCAUUCUCCCUCUUUCCAUCACCCCGCCCCAUUCUCCCGCUUUCCAUCACCCCGCCCCAUUCUCCCGAUUUCCAUCACCCCGCCCCAUUCUCCCGCUUUCCAUCACCUCGCCCCAUUCUCCCGCUCUCCAUCACCCCGCCCCAUUCUCCUGCUUUCUAUCACCCCGCCCCAUUCUCCCUCUUUCCAUCACCCCGCCCCAUUCUCCCGCUUUCCAUCACCCCGCCCCAUUCUCCCGAUUUCCAUCACCCCGCCCCAUUCUCCCGCUUUCCAUCACCUCGCCCCAUUCUCCCGCUUUCCAUCACCCCGCCCCAUUCUCCCACUUUCCAUCACCCCGCCUCAUUCUCCCUCUUUCCAUCACCCCGCCCCAUUCUCCCGCUUUCCAUCACCCCGCCCCAUUUUCCCUCUUUCCAUCACCCCGCCCCAUUCUCACGCUUUUUAUCACCCCGCCCCAUUCUCCCUCUUCCCAUCACCCCGCCCCAUUCUCCCGCCUUUCAUCACCCCGCCCCAUUCUCCCGCUUUCCAUCACCCCGCCCAAUUCUCCCGCUUCCCAUCACCCCGCCCCUUUCUCUUGCCUUCCAUCACCCCGCCCCAUUCUCCCUCUUUCCAUCACCCCGCCCCAUUCUCCCGCUUUCCAUCACCCCGCCCCAUUCUAACGCUUUCCAUCACCCCGCCCCAUUCUCCCGCUUUCCAUCACCCCACCCCAUUCUCCCGCUUUCCAUCACCCCGCCCCAUUCUCCCGGUUUCCAUCACCCCGGCCCAUUUUCCCGCUUUCCAUCACCCCGCCCCAUUCUCCCGCUUUCCAUCACCCCGCCCCAUUCUCCCGCUUUCCAUCACCCCGACCCGUUCUCUCACUUUCCAUCACCCCGCCCCAUUCUCCCGCUUUCCAUCACCCCGCCCGCUCCAUUCUCCCGCUUUCCAUCCCCCCGCCCAAUUCUCCCUCUUUCCAUCACCCCUCCCCAUUCUCCCUCUUUCCAUCACCCUGCCCCAUUCUCCCUCUUUCCAUCACCCCGCCCCAUUCUCCCGCCUUUCAUCACCCCGCCCUAUUCUCCCGCUUUCCAUCACCCCGCCCAAUUCUCCCGCUUUCCAUCACCCCGCCCCAUUCUCCCGCUUUCCAUCACCCCGCCCCAUUCUCCCUCUUUCCAUCACCCCGCCCCAUUCUCUCGCUUUCCAUCACCCCGCCCCAUUCUCCCUCUUUCCAUCACCCCGGCCCAUUCUCCCUCUUUCCAUCACCCCGCCCCAUUCUCCCACUUUCUAUCACCCCGCGCCAUUUUCCCUCUUUCCAUCACCCCGCCCCAUUCUCCCGCUUUCCAUCACCCUGCCCCAUUCUCUCGCUUUCCAUCAUCCCGCUCCAUUGUCCCGCUUUCCAUCACCCCGCCCAAUUCUCCCUCUUUCCAUCACCACUCCCUAUUCUCCUUUUUUCCAUCACCCCGCCCCAUUCUCCCGCUUUCCAUCACCCCGCCCCAUUCUCCCACUUUCCAUCACCCCGCCCCAUUCUCCCUCUUUCCAUCACCCUGCCCCAUUCUCCCGCUUUCCAUCACCUCGACCAAUUCUCCCGCUUUCCAUCACCCCGCCCCAUUCUCCCUCUUUCCAUCACCCUGCCCCAUUCUCCCUCUAUCCAUCACCCCACCCAAUUCUCCCGCUUUCCAUCACCCCGUCCCAUUCUCCCGCUUUCCAUCACCCCGCCCCAUUCUUUUGCGUUCCAUCACCCCACCCCAUCCUCCCCUCUUUCCAUCACCCCGCCCCAUUGUCCCGAUUUCUAUCACCCCGCCCCAUUCUCCCUUUUUCCAUCACCCCGCCCCAUUCUCCCGCUUUCCAUCACCCCGCCCCCCCCGCCCCAUUCUCCCGCUUUCCAUCACCCCGCCCCAUUCUCCCUCUUUCCAUCACCCCGCCCCAUUCUCCCGCUUUCCAUCACCCCGCCCCAUUCUCCUGCUUUCCAUCACCCCGCCCCAUUCUCCCUCUUCCCAUCACCCCGCCCUAUUCUCUCGCUUUCGAUCACCCCGCCCCAUUCUCCCGCUUUUCAUCACCCCGCCCCAUUCUCCCGCUUUCCAUCAUCCCGUCCCAUUCUCCCUCUUUCCAUCACCCCGCCCCAUUCUUCCUCUUUCCAUCUCCCCGCCCCAUUAUCCCUCUUUCCAUCACCCCGCCCCAUUCUCCCGCUUUCCAUCACCCCGCCCCAUUCUCCCACUUUCCAUCACCCCGCCCCAUUCUCCAUCUUUACAUCACCCCGCCCCACUCUCCCGCCUUCCAUCACCCCACCCCAUUCUCCAUCUUUCCAUCACCCUGCCCAAUUCUCCCGCCUUCCAUCACCCCACCCCAUUCUCCCGUCUUCCAUCACCCCGCCCCAUUCUCCCGCUUUCCAUCACCCCGCCCCAUUCUUUUGCAUUUCAUCACCCCACCCCAUCCUCCCCUCUUUCCAUCACCCCGCCCCAUUCUCCCGAUUUCUAUCACCCCGCCCCAUUCUCCCUUUUUCCAUCACCCCGCCCCAUUCUUCCGCUUUCCAUCACCCCGCCCCGUUCUCCCUCUUUCCAUCACCCCGCCCCAUUCUCCCUCUUUCCAUCACCCCGCCCCAUUCUCCCGCUUUCCAUCACCCUGCCCCAUUCUCCCUCUUUUCAUAGCCCCGCCCCAUUCUCCCGCUUUCCAUCACCCCGCCCCAUUCUCCCGCUUUCCAUCACCCCGCCCCAUUCUCCUGCUUUCCAUCACCCCGUCCCAUUCUCCCUCUUCCCAUCACCCCGCCCUAUUCUCCCUCUUUCCAUCACCCCGCCCCAUUCUCCCUCUUUCCAUCACCCCGCCCCAUUCUCCCUCUUUCCAUAACCCCGCCCCAUUCUCCCGCUUCCCAUCGGCCCACCCCAUUCUCCCUCUUUCCAUCACCCCGCCCCGUUCUCCUGCUUUCCAUCACCCCGCCCCAUUCUCCCGCUUUCCAUCACCUCGCCCCAUACUUUGGCUUCCCAUCAUCCCGCCCCAUUCCCCCGCUUUCCAUCACCCCUCCCAAUUCUCCCUCCUUCCAUCACCCCCGCCCAUUCUCCCCCUUUCCAUCACCCGCCCCAUUCUCCCGCUUUCCAUCACCUCGCCCCAUUCUCCCCGCUUUCCAACACCCCGCCCCAUUCUCCCCCUUUCCAUCACCCCGCCCCAUUCUCCCGCUUUCCAUCACCCUGCCCCAAUCUCCCGCUUUCCAUCACCCCACCCCAUUCUCCCUCCUUCCAUCACCACGCCCCAUUCUCCCACUUUCCAUCACCCCGCCCCAUUCUCCCACUUUCCAUCACCCAGCCCCAUUCUUCCGCUUUCCAUCACCCCGCCCCAUUCUCCCUCUUUCCAUCACCCCGCCCCAUUCUCCCUCCUUCCAUCACCCCGCCCUAUUCUCCCACUUUCCAUCACCGAGCCCCAUUCUCCCGCUUUCCAUCACCCCGCCCCAUUCUCCCGCUUUCCAUCACCCCGCCCCAUUCUCCCACUUUCCAUCACCCCGCCCCAUUCUCCCUCUCUCCAUCACCCCGCCCCAUUCUCCCGCUUUCUAUCACCCUGCCCCAUUCUCCCUCUUUUCAUAGCCCCGCCCCAUUCUCCCGCUUUCCAUCACCCCGCCCCAUUCUCCCUCUUUCCAUCACCCCACCCCGUUCUCCCGCUUUCCAUCACCCCGCCCCAUUCUCCCGCUUUCCAUCACCCCGCCCCAUUCUCCUGCUUUCCAUCACCCCGCCCCAUUCUCCCUCUUCCCAUCACCCCGCCCUAUUCUCCCUCUUUCCAUCACCACGCCCCAUUCUCCCACUUUCCAUCACCCCGCCCCAUUCUCCCACUUUCCAUCACCCAGCCCCAUUCUCCCGCUUUCCAUCACCCCGCCCCAUUCUCCCGCUUUCCAUCACCCCGCCCCAUUCUCCCUCCUUCCAUCACCCCGCCCCAUUCUCCCACUUUCCAUCACCGAGCCCCAUUCUCCCGCUUUCCAUCACCCCGCCCCAUUCUCCCGCUUUCCAUCACCCCGCCCCAUUCUCCCUCCUUCCAUCACCCCGCCCCAUUCUCCCUCUUUCCAUCACCCCGCCCCAUUCUCCCGCUUUCCAUCACCCUGCCCCAUUCUCCCUCUUUUCAUAGCCCCGCCUCAUUCUCCCGCUUUCCAUCACCCCGCCCCAUUCUCCCUCUUUCCAUCACCCCACCCCGUUCUCCCGCUUUCCAUCACCCCGCCCCAUUCUCCCGCUUUCCAUCACCCCGCCCCAUUCUCCUGCUUUCCAUCACCCCGCCCCAUUCUCCCUCUUCCCAUCACCCCGCCCUAUUCUCCCUCUUUCCAUCACUCCGCCCCAUUCUCCUGCUUUCCAUCACCCCGCCCCAUUCUUCCGCUUUCCAUCACCCCGCCCCAUUGACCCUCUUUCCAUCACCCCGCCCCAUUCUCCCUCUUUCCAUCACCGUGCCCCAUUCUUCUGCUUUUCAUCACCCCGCCCCAUUCUUUCUCUUUCCAUCACCCCGCCCCAUUCUUCCGCUUUUCAUCACCCCGCCCCAUUCUCCCUCUUUCCAUCACCCCGCCCCAUUCCCCCUCUUUCCAUCAGCCCGCCCCUUUCUCCCGCUUUCCACCACCCUGCCCCAUUCUCCCGCUCUCCAUCACCCUGCCCCACUCUCCCGCUUUCCAUCACCCUGCCCCAUUCUCCCGCUUUCCAUCACCCCGUUAUAUUCUUCCUCUUUCCAUCACCCCGCCCCAUUCUCCCGCUUUCCAUCACCCCGCCCCAUUCUCCUGCUUUCCAUCACCCCGCCCCAUUCUCCCGCUUUCCAUCACUCCGCCCCAUUCUCCCGCUUUCCAUCACCCCGCCCCAUUCUCCUGCAUUCCAUCACCUCGCCCCAUUCUCCCGCUUUCCAUCACCCCGCCCCAUUCUCCCGCUUUCCAUCACCCCGCCCCAUUCUCCCGCUUUCCAUCACCCCGCCCCAUUCUCCCGCUUUCCAUCACCCUGCCCCAUUCUCCCUCUUUCCAUCACCCCGCCCCAUUCUCCCUCUUUCCAUCACCCCGCCCCAUUCUCCUGCUUUCCAUCACCCCGCCCCGUUCUCCCACUUUCCAUCGCCCUGCCCCUUUCUCCCGCGUUCCAUCACCCCGCCCCAUUCUCCCGCUUUCCAUCACUCCGCCCCAUUCUCCCGCUUUCCAUCACCCCGCCCCAUUCUCCCGCUUUCCACCACCCUGCCCCAUUCUCCCGCUUUCCAUCACCCUGCCCCAUUCUCCCGCUUUCCAUCACCCCGCCCCAUUCUCCCGCUUUCCAUCACCCCGCCCCAUUCUCCCGCUUUCCAUCACCCCGCUCCAUUCUCCCGCUUUCCAUCACCCCGCCCCAUUCUCCCGCUUUCCACCACCCUGCCCCAUUCUCCCGCUUUCCAUCACCCCGCUCCAUUCUCCCGCUUUCCAUCACCCCGGCCCAUUCUCCCGUUUUCCAUCACCCCGCCCCAUUCUCCUGCUUUCCAUCACCCCGCCCCAUUCUCCCGCUUUCCAUCACCCCGCCCCAUUCUCCCGCUUUCCAUCACCCCGCCAUAUUCUUCCUCUUUCCAUCACCCCGCCCCAUUCUCCCGCUUUCCAUUACCCCGCCCCAUUCUCCCGCUUUCCAUCACCCCGCCCCAUUCUCUCGUUUUCCAUCACCCCGCCCCAUUCUCCCGCUUUCCAUCACCCCGCCCCAUUCUCCCGCUUUCCAUCACCCCGCCCCAUUCUCCCGCUUUCCAUCACCCCGCCCCAUUCUCCUGCUUUCCAUCACCCAGCCCCAUUCUUCCGCUUUCCAUCACCCCGCCCCAUUAA